This is a messenger RNA of Rhincodon typus (whale shark), 2322 nucleotides long. It is a transcript of the gene rasl12, whose product is annotated as RAS-like, family 12. The transcript has 5 exons. NCBI's taxonomy places the organism in Eukaryota, Metazoa, Chordata, Chondrichthyes, Orectolobiformes, Rhincodontidae. The record is from RefSeq and is a predicted model, not a curated record. The coding region runs from base 805 to 1644 and encodes 279 amino acids. Gene Ontology annotation, molecular function: GTPase activity; GTP binding.
UGUAAAAACCCCAUCUGAUUCACUAAUACCCUUUAGGGGAGGGAACUGCUGUCCUUACCCAGGUUGGUCGACAUGUAACUCCAGACUCAGGGCCGUAUGCUUGAUACCUGCCUGCCCUUGGGCGAUUAGGGAGGGCCAAUAAAUGCCAUAUAUAAACGUUUGCUUUUCUUUAGAAGUGGAAAGAGAACUGAUUAGAGUCAGGCUGAGUGCUCGACAGUAAAACCCCCUACCAUUUUAUUUCGAUUUAGUUAAAGCUACUACAGCUCUUUUCAAAAUCAGCAUUGUGUUGGCCAGUUAAUGAUACAGGGAGAGGCAUCACAUUCCGACAGGAGAAUGUAUAACUUUAGAAGAGAAUAACUAGGAUACUUCAGGAAGAGUUGAGAGGGAGAGGCAGUCACCGUAUCUCACUUAUCAGUGUCGGAUCUUGCUGCUGAAUGGAUUGAGAGGGUCGCUUUGAUGUUGAAGGUGGUCCCACUGCUGAAAACUCACAGCCAUUACACUGCUGUGAUUCGCUUUGCAGGAACCAGGAGAGAAAGUGGCGACUUCCUUACAAGGCGUGUGGCUGCGAGCCGAAACCUCGGGACUCCCCUUCAAAGCUGCAACCCUCCCACCAGCGUCUCGGGCUCCGGCGAGGAAGACCUCUCCUCCGCGCAGUUCGACUGUGGGGGGCGUCACCGCCCUAUUCCAGCAGCGUUUCUGUCGGGGUGGGGCGUCUUGUGGUCUCGGGGAGGGGCGGGGAUUUCACAUCCAGUCGCCAGGUAGAGGCUGCGAUGUUUUAGGGCAAGGACGUGUAGAGUAUCCUCGAUGUUUGGCAAAGUGAGAGGCGCCGGGGCCAGUGCGCUGCUCUCGGACCGGGACAGGGCUCCUCUCCAGGCGGCAGCCCCAGAAUGUAACGUCGGUGUCCUGGGCUGCCCAGGCUCCGGCAAGUCUGCUCUGACUGUGAAAUUCCUCACGAAAAGAUUCAUAAGCGAAUACGACCCUAACUUGGAGGACACUUACACUACUGAAGAAAUUGUGGAUCAUCAGCCAGUCCUUUUAAAAAUAAUGGACACAGCUGAUCAGGAUAAACCGUUGAACUCUGAACGUUACCUGAACUGGGCAAAUGCAUUCAUUGUCGUCUACAGUAUUGAUAAUAGGAAGAGCUUUGAAGGGUGCGUGCAUUAUCUAAAUGUAAUUUCUAGUCAUGCCAAAGGACUCCCACAUGAUUAUCCAAUUAUUCUGCUAGGAAAUAAACUGGACAUGGAGAGAUACCGGCAGGUAAGCAAGUCUGAUGGACUGUCACUGGCAUCCAAAUAUAACUCUUCAUUUUAUGAAGUAUCUGCCUGUUUGGACUUUGAGUCAGUGCAGCACGUGUUCCACGAAUUGAUUCGUGAGGUGAGGCGAGAGACUGAACGUCACCUUCCGGUCAGACCUCUCUUUAUUUCCGAGGAAAAGCCUGUGUUGGGUACAGCCCACCCACCUGCCUUUGCCCAUGCUGUUAAGCACCAUGCACCUAUAUUUGGAACACAGCGUCUGUCCACUGCCACCUAUAAGGAAAUUCCCACCAUCACUUCAGCUAAGCUGGUCACUGUAAAGUCAGCAAGGGCACAAAGCAAGCGAAGAACUCCCACGCUGACCUUACUUAAAGGAUUUAAAAUAUUUUAAUGCACUACUCACCGCUCUGAAUACCAAAGUUCAAUGUAUCUCUUUAAUCUAGUUAGAUCCACAAUUACUUUCUCUGGCUAGUGACUGUGGAAUUAAAACUGUCACAAAACUUUGAUUAUAAUUCAAACCAACUAAACACUAAGGACCUCAUCUGUGAUCAGUGUGACCUUUGCUAAUCCUAUGUGGAUAUAAGAUCGAGUACAUAGACCAUCAGCUGUUGCAGAUGACAACCCAUGUCUAUCUACCGUUGUCGACUGUCAACUGUAACCUCUUCUUUUAAGAAUUAAAUGACAGAUGGAAAUCUACUUGUUGCAGUGUCCACAGUCAAGGAAGGGGGAAAAUAAAAAUAUCUGCUCAGUAACCUGAACUAUCACCAUAUGAUAAUAUCACCUCCAUUACAUCGAAGAUGACAAUUUAAGCAUUCUUUUACAGCUCAUUUCCCAGGUUAAAAAUAAUCUAAAACAAGUAUUUUAGGAGCUAAAGAAGAAGAACCAUCAUUCAAAAUGCUGUUUGUGCUUCAGUUGUUUGAUUUAAAAAGUGUUCACUAGAUUUUACAUAUUUGAUAAUGAAGAGGAAUGCACAGAGACUCAAAUGUGCACAUGUAAUGCUUUCUGUAAUCUUUUAUCUGUCUGGUUAUAUGAUGUUUGUUUCAGAUGAUAAAAUGCAGCAUUUAAGAAA